This is a messenger RNA of Biomphalaria glabrata, 2912 nucleotides long. RefSeq names its product 2-amino-3-carboxymuconate-6-semialdehyde decarboxylase-like. The transcript has 10 exons. Gene Ontology annotation, biological process: secondary metabolic process. Gene Ontology annotation, molecular function: carboxy-lyase activity; hydrolase activity. NCBI's taxonomy places the organism in Eukaryota, Metazoa, Mollusca, Gastropoda, Planorbidae. The record is from RefSeq and is a predicted model, not a curated record. Gene Ontology annotation, cellular component: cytoplasm; cytosol. Bases 184 to 1245 code for a protein of 353 amino acids.
GUGACAUAAAAGAGCUACACCACAGUUGUUCUGUCAACAGCCUUGCACUGUGUAAUACUGUAUCAAGUGUAUCAACACUGUCAACAGAUCUAGAUAAGAUUUGCAUGAUUGAUAUUAGAUAUAUCUAGAUCUAGAAAUCAAGACCUUCUUUGCAACAAAAUCUUAUAGCUCAAGAUUAUAGAAAUGAAGAUCGACUUACACACACAUAUUUUACCAGAAAAUUGGCCUGAUUUAAAAGAGAGAUACGGAUAUGGAGGCUGGAUUCAGCUGCACCAUCAUUGUGCAGGAAGAGCCAAAAUGAUAAAGGAUGGGAAAUUAUUUCGUGAAAUUGAAGAAAAUUGCUGGUCGCCAGAAGCUCGUCUGAAAGAAAUGGAUGCUACAGGAGUAGAUAUUCAAGUAUUGUCAACUGUGCCUGUCAUGUUUGGAUACUGGGCAGAACCCAAAGAUACACUUGACUUAUGUGAAAUGUUAAACAACCAUUUGGCCGGUGUUGUUCGUGCUUGUCCGUCACGUUUUAUUGGCUUAGGAUCAAUACCAAUGCAGGCUCCAGAUUUAGCUGUUAAAGAGCUGAUACGAUGCAAACAAGAGUUAGGAUUUCCUGGUAUUCAGAUUGGUUCUCAUAUAAAUGAUUGGAACUUGGAUGCUCCAGAACUACAGCAAAUAUUUGCAGCAGCUGAAGAGCAUGAUUGUGCAAUAUUUGUUCAUCCCUGGGACAUGGAGCAAGGAGGAAGAAUGCAAAAGUAUUGGCUGCCUUGGCUUGUUGGUAUGCCAUCAGAGACAACCAUAGCCAUAUGCUCUAUGAUAUUUGGAGGCGUUCUUGAAAGAUUUCCAAGACUCAAAGUGUGUUUUGCACAUGGAGGUGGAGCCUUUCCAUUUACAAUAGGAAGAAUUGAGCAUGGUUUCAACUGUAGGCCAGAUCUUUGUGCUGUAGACAAUAAUGUCAAUCCAAGAAAAUAUCUUGGUCAGAUCUAUACAGACUCAUUAGUCCAUGAUGAAGAUGCUCUAAAGUUGUUAGUGAAGGUUAUAGGCAAAGAUCAUAUCAUUCUUGGCAGUGAUUACCCCUUUCCUCUUGGAGAACAACAUCCUGGAAAACUGAUUGAAUCAGUUGAAGACUUUUGCCCUGAGUUAAAGUAUCAGCUGUUAGCUGGGAAUGCCAUGGAGUUUCUGGGAUUGAACCCUGAGGAGUUUAAAUCAAACUCUGCAUCAGCCAGUCACUUUAGUAACAUCAAUUUAAAAUUGUCUUAAAGUAUUGACUUAUUGUUUUAUGUUGCAAUAAAAUAAAAACUCUUAUGUUAAUGUAUACAACUUUAUAGAUACCAGUGCCCUAAAUGAAAAUCUCGUUUUCUGUCUAUUUUAUAUAUAGUCAGUGAACAUGUAAAUACAUUUAUAUGUGUAUAUAAUAAAUGUACAGGUUUAUAUAUAUUUAGAUAUUGUGUGUAUUUUGCUUUCAACAAGUUUCUCAAUGCUAAGUGUAAAUGUAUGUCAACAUUUCAUCAUUUUGAUGUGUACUUAUGUAUAUAAAAAAGAUUGGUGUUUGCAGUUAUAAAAUGACUUGUAGAAGGCUGUCCUUUCAAAAAUACUAUAUUCAUACUUUUUUAUGUGUGUGUCAGAAGAUAAGAAUCAGCUUAUAUAAAUUCACAAACAAAUUUUAUGAGUACCGGGUAACUAAUUACAUAUAUUUACAUUGUAAUGUAACAAUUUUUGAGUUUUGUCUUUUAUCCCAGUUAUAUUAUUUCAAAAUAUUAAGAAGUUUUUCGCUGUCGUAAUGUAUCCAAGCAAUCUAACUAUAUUUAAUAAUCUUUCUUGAAAAAAAAAGUAUUUAAAUUGGAUAUGACUUUGUGUUUUUCACUUUUUUUUUUCCCAAUAUUGUUGUUUACAUAUUUCAAACUAUUUUUGUAUGUAUAUACUUAUACUUUUGAUUCUAAGUCAAACGAAAAGUGUUUUUUUUUUCUUUUUUUCAUUUGAUUUGUUUAUCAUAUUUUUUUGUAAUAUCAUUCUUUAAAGUCCUUCAGUUCAAUCUUCUGAAUAGUUUGUUUAGAUUCCUAAUAAUCAGAAUUUCCCCAUUUAGUGUCUGGUCAAUUAUUCUAAUAUUUCUUUAAUAUGUCUAAUGCGUUCUUUAAGAAUGCAUCAGUUUGUAUAAAUAAAUGUAAGAAUGAAGUCAGUCCUAGCACUAAAUGAUGUGAUACCAAAAAAAAGAUAUUGCAUGGAAUUAAAUGGCAGCUAGGUUGCAAAUGUAAACAGUUUUCAUAGAUUACACAUCAACUUUUUGUUGUAGGAAGCAUAUAUAAGAACAAGUAAUAAUGAUAGUUUUUUGUUAAUGCACCUACACACUGCUAUAUUAUAUAGUGCUGAAAUAUAACAUGAAAAAAAUAUUUUUAGUUACUUUUAAUUAUUGAAUUCAAUCUCUUUUUUAUUAAAUUUUUAUUGUGAUUUCUGAUUAUAUAUUAUUGUAAUUGCUUUUUAACUAUGCAUAGUCAAGGUCUCUAAACAGUAUCUAAUCAGUGGCCAGUUCAAAAUAGUGUAAAAUAAUGAGAUUAGUAAAUAGCCAGUAGAAUCACAGUACAUCCACUGAAUUUUUUUUCUGUUAUUGGUAUUUGCCAGUUUUUAUGUUUUAUAUUAAAAUUUUCAAGAUCUGUAGUCUAAGAUUGCUUGAUCCAGUCUAUGAAAGACAUUUACACGUAGAUCUAUUUACUAGUAAUAAAGGAACAAAUAGUUUGUACUAGUAUUUUAAAAUUUAUAUUUACCGUUACACUUGCAGUGAUUUUAAAACUAUGGUCUUUCACUUAUAUUUAUCUUUUAUGACAUUUUUUUUUUUCUGUUCAUCAUAAUCAUUCCAUAGAAGUAUUACUCUUUUUAAUAUUUUUAGUUUGAUUUCGAAGUCAUCUACAUGGAAUAAAAUGUUAUCCACUCCA